Messenger RNA from Bursaphelenchus okinawaensis, 1087 nucleotides. The record is from the annotation of a GenBank genome assembly. NCBI's taxonomy places the organism in Eukaryota, Metazoa, Nematoda, Chromadorea, Rhabditida, Aphelenchoididae.
AUGCAUCUGAAGCCAACAAUUGAAAAUCCAUUUGCGUGGGACUUCCCCAUAAAUGGAUCGUUUCCAGAAGCUCCUUGCGACGAGCUGGGCAUUGUGUCAGCUCUUUUUCGGAUCAACCAUCUUUGCUGUAGCAUGGUUGGUGGUAUGACUACUGUGACUCUGAUGUCAUGUGUUAUUAACUGUACGAAUGGGGUUUUGAAGCCGUUUAGAAAGAUGUUGUUUAUGUGUGCUAUCACUGAGUUGUCGUUUUGGAUUGUGGAUUCAUUGACUCAGAUUGUAAGGUUUUUUGGUGGGCAUGCGUAUGGAAGGAGGGGGAGAACAAGAAAUUUUAAAAAAUUUUGGUUAUGGCAAAUUUUGUUUAAAAAGAUAGGUAAAGAUUAAGAAAAAUUUUUUUGAGGGAAAGGUAAAAAAUGGAUUUUAAAAGAAGGGGUGCUUUUAAAUUUUUUUUAAAGGAACAGGGUCAAAAACAUUUCUUAGUACUAUUAAAUGCUAUUUUCUUCAAGCAUAGUCAUAGUACGUUACUUCUUUUACAGAAAGGAAAACAGUACGAAGACAUAGUACUGAUUAAAGUUGAAGGACCAUUGCACUACUUGAGAAGACCAUUUCACGUUAUUGGAACAGCGUUAUACGUCUUCACGGCUUGUUUAUCCAUGACCGUCUUACCAGCUAUGGCUUAUUUUAGAUACUAUGCGUUGACACGGUAAGUUUAAUACUUAAAACUAAGUUUUUUUUAAAAUUUAAAAAACAAAAAUUUUUUUUUUACCAUUUGUCAGGUGAAAGUUCUAUUUUUUAUAUUAUAAUAUCAGUCAAAUUUUGUACUAAAAUCAAUUUUUAGUCCUGCACCUUUGAGCACAGAAAGAACGAUAUUAUUGUUUCUGACGUCAGUUGUGUUUGCAUUGCCUGCUGGUAUAUCAGCAUACUUGAGUUAUGAUCGGUCGGCUGAAGUUGAGCCUGGAUUCAAUUUUGGGACUCUUUGGUACAGAGAGUUCCCGUUACCACCAAUUUUAAUUGGUCAUACGGUAUGUUUUAUUUUAUAUAUUUUAUACAUCUAUAGACUAAGUUGCUAGGCUUGAGUUUUCUAAGCUAA